Messenger RNA from Stomoxys calcitrans (stable fly), 5150 nucleotides. RefSeq lists its product as uncharacterized. The transcript has 8 exons. Bases 1034 to 3445 code for a protein of 803 amino acids. Gene Ontology annotation, cellular component: plasma membrane. The record is from RefSeq and is a predicted model, not a curated record. Gene Ontology annotation, biological process: actin cytoskeleton organization. NCBI's taxonomy places the organism in Eukaryota, Metazoa, Arthropoda, Insecta, Diptera, Muscidae.
AGCAAUUAAGUAAUUUAAUAAAGAAAAUCUAAAGAAUUCUAAACUAUCAACAAUUUAAAGUUCUUUUAAACCCUUAACAUUAAAAAAAUUGCUGACUUACAUGUCCCCAAACUCGUGGUUAAUCCUUUCCCCAAUAUCUUAGAAAAAACCCCAAAGAACACGUUUGGAAUUUUUAAUUUCCUUUUGUACUGCAGUUAACUGAGCAUACAAAAACAAAAUAUUGGCAUUCUUAACGAACACCUCCCAUCACCAUUACCACCUUCUUGGCGAGCGAGCAGUCUGUCAUCGUCAUCAGCAAGAUUUUGUGGUCACAUUUGUAGUUUUUGUUUGCUACCAUAGGAAAACCAGUGAAUGGCCAUUUUUUUUAACUAGAAAAAUAACAACAACAAGGAGAAAAGACAACAAAAAAAGCUAACAUUUUGCCAAGUUUUUUCAUAUCUAUAAGUCCUCCUUACAUACCGCACAGUUGGUUUAUAGUGGCUUCUUCGGUUAUUGAAGCCAGUAAUCAGUAUUUCAAAAUUGCACAUGGAUUGUCAAGAAAAAAUUCUUUAACACAACAAAAAAAAACACGCCCUGCAAAAUUCUCAAAAGUAAACAACAACAAAUCUCUAAGAGAGAGUCCAAAACAUCUAAAACCACGCGAGCCUACAAACAAACCAAAAAAAAAAAAAACUAAACCGGUUGGCUGAGAGCAAAGCCCAGUAAUCGAUCGCAGUCGAUAUUAUAUGAAUUGUUCAAAAGUGUGAGAGUGUGUGUGUGUGAGAGAGAGAGUAGAGGAAAAAAGAGCGAAAAUCAAUACAUUAACGAUUUUAUGCUUCAAUUAAGAAAACUGAGAGAAGAGAGGAGAGUCUUAAAUGCUAAACCCAGAAAAAGGCUUGAUGAACGAAACAAAGCUUAACCGAGGCAAAGUGGAUGAUUUAUGAAAAAACAAGUGGAGCAAAAAAGGAGGAAAAAUAAAAAAAAAACAAACGAAGAACAAAUACAAUAAAAAAAUCUAUCCUUAGUGAAAAAAUUUGAAAUUUUCAAAAUAAAAAUGUUGGUUCACUCCACCACCACCUCUUCAACCCCCACCCCGGGUUCGAGCUCUUCAACCAGCAAUACUCUGGAGCCACCCAAUACCAUAUCCACUAAUUCUUCAUCAUCACAAUUGCAUCAACAUUUGCAGCAUAAUAAUCAGUCAUCACAACAAAAUGGCCAGAAUCUACCCAACUCCUCAUCGUCCGCUUCAGGCUCAUCCUCAACACAAUCAUAUUCGCAACAGCAGCAUCUACUGCAGCAGCAGUUGCACCAACACCACCAGCAACAACAACAACUGAUGAUGCCUGGCAAUUUGAAUUCUCGUCCACCCUCACGGGCUCCUUCAAUUUUGGAUAGUCCAACAUUGGCACGUGUGGAACGUGCUCGUCUUCGUUUGGAAGCUCAGCAACAGCCUGGCUCAAUGAAUGGCAGUUGUGGCAGCAACAUUAACACAUUGAAUCGUGAUGACAGCCUGGAGCGUUCCAUAUUGGAUCCCAAGCAGAAAGAUGUACCCUGGCAUCAGGUAUGGACACAUAUGAAGCGCUUGUCCCAUGCCUCCAAAGUGAAUUCGACAACAACGCUGUGUGCCCAGAAAACCGAUAUAACAACAACGGGAAAAUCCAUAAUAUUUCCCGAUAAGACAGCCUCGCUUAAAGAUAGUCUGCGUGCCCAGCAGGUGUUCUCCAGGCCCGAUAUGCAAUCACUGUUGGCAGGACGCAUACCGGUAGCCUCGAUGACGGGUCCAAUUAAACGCGGCCUUUUAUGGCAACAACGUGAUCGUCUGUUUUCACGUUGGAAAGAAAGAUAUUUUGUUUUGACACGUGACUAUCUGCAUUGUUUUAAAAGGGCAUCAGGAUCAGCCAAUGAACGUGCCUCUGACAUGGGACAAUUUAUAUUUAAGGUCAAAUUGGUUGAUGUGGAAAAAGUUGAAUGGUUAAAUCGUCGCUCCUACAGUGCUAUUGGUCUACUAUUGGGACGCGAGGGUAGAGUAUUAUUGCGUUGCGACGAAGGCCUUGAAGAUUGGUUUGAGUUGUUGGAGGAAUGCACCAUUACCUCCAAGGAACGACGUCGAGCUUUGAAAAUAGCCCAAGGACCUCGCUCUCGCGCCUCUUUGGCCGCCCCCGUCUCACAUGCCUCACUGCAAACAAAUCACUUUGGCCUGGGUGGCACGUAUUCGAGUGCCCUGGACGAUUGGUUACUGACCAAUGGCAGUGGCAUGGGCGGAGGACGCAAUCAAAAAUUGGUAACCAAUAGCAUGUGUGGCUAUGGUGGUAAUAAUCCAUUCCUAUUUUCGGAUUCUGUGCCCGAUCUAAGUGCUCUGAAUAAUGAGAAUCAUAAUCAUGUCAGUGGCAUGUCCACCAAUCAUUCGACACCACAAAAAAUACCCUACUCUGCAGCAAGUGGCAAUAAUAGUCGAUAUUCGAAUGGUUACUCGUCUCAGAAUUCUUCAUUCUCCAACUGCAAUGGCUUGUAUGGCUCACCUAGGCGUAUAUUCAUCAACAGUAGCUUUGGUUCUACACACAUUGUCGAUGAGGAGGCCGAAGAUGGUGAGGUGGAGCUAAGACGUCCACGCAUUUUCCGUCAUUUGAGUACGGAAAAUGGUAACGAAUUGGAUCGUGAUUGGUUGUAUCGCAAGCCUAGAGCACCCACAGACAUGAGACAUUCAGUCCAACCCAUGUUGCCUACCCAUAAUAACAGCAGUUCCAGCAGCAAAUUAAUAACCACUGACUUGGACUAUUCCGCCCAUGAUAGUGGCCUUGACACCCCACCCUCCACUCAUCGUCCGUCCAGCUAUCGUGAAGGUCCUGCCCAUCACAUCAACAAUCAGCAUCAACAGGCCUCUCCCCGUGACUCUACCGAAACCUCGGUCAGCUCCUCCCGUGGCACCAUGCUCAAUUCUCCUGGCGGCAGUUUUCGUGCUAAGCAUUUGCAACAGGUGUCCAAUUUGAAUCAAGUCAAUGCCCUACAUGGUUCCCGCUAUAGUGUGCAGGAGCGUAUCCUUAAAAUACGCAACGAGGAGGAUCGUUGUGCUUCCAUUAAGUCAGGCAAUCGUGCCAAUCUAAACAGCGAAAUGUAUGAUCCCAAUCAGAAUCGUUAUUACAAGAAUGGCAAUCAAUCUCCUUCGUUGACCCCCCAGCACACUCCGGUCAAGAUGCAACACUUGCAUCCUCAUAUGAAUGGUAAUGGCAAUAACAACGGCACCCUGAAUGGCAAUGUGCCCAACGGUUCGGCCAUUUUCCGGGAACGUUAUCAACAUCCAGCUUUGGCUGCCAUUAUCAAUGAGGCUCAGGGCAUGAAGUUCAGAGAUCGUUCGUACUCGGAUUGCCAGCAAAUGCCACCCAGGCGAAAUGUCAACAACAAUCCUUCGCCCUUGACCACCAGACGUAAUCAUGUUAAUCCGAUAUUUGGCACUCCCACUCGGGUAUAGCGCCUAAAGAUUUAAACAACGGAAACGGAAAUCAUGGUCGAGACAGGAAACGGAAACAACAAAAUGCAGCAAGCACGAGUUGUGCCCUGAAAAUCUCACAACCAAGCAGAAAGGGAGAGAGAGAGAUAAAAACAAACAAUUGAAUAAAAAUACAAUUUUUAACGAUUCAAAUUUAGAGCAAAAUAAUAUGGGAAUAAAACAGGUUUAGUGAAAUAUUAUUCAAAAUACUUAGAAAAAAACACUUAAAGACAAAAACAAGAAAAUUAUUAUCUAAAUAGAAAAAAACUCAAUUGAAAUACUUAUGCUGCUGAUAUUGAUUGAUGAUAGAAACUAUAACGAUUAUACGUACAUAAGCUGCUUUUUUGAUAUAUACAAUAAUAUUUAAAUGCUAAAAAAAAAUAUUGAAAAAUUAUUUAAAAAUAAAUUAUGGAAAAAUUAUUGAAAGGCCUAUGCUAGAGAAACUAAUCUAUGCUCUAUACAUCACUUAACUGCCCCCCACAUAGCAAAGUGUAGCAAUUAAAAUUUUUGUUUAAAUAAUAUAACGAUAUGUAGUAGGGUAUACAACAGCUACAACGUAAAAGAAACAACAACAACCAACCAACUGUGAAUAUAUGAUAGAGAAGAUAGAGAAGAUAAACAUUCUUUAGGCAUUAAAUUUUCAUAUAGAAUAGAAGAAGAGAACUAGAGAGAAAAAGAAAACAAAAUUUACAAGAAUAAAACUAAAAUUCAAAUUUUGCAAAAAAAAAAUUCUGAAUUUUUGACAAUUAAAAUUUGACAAAAAAAAAAAUACUCCAAUACCACUUAAAGAAAAUAAAAAAAAAAAUAUAUUUAAUAAAAAUCUAAUAAAAUGUAAUCUUCAAAUCUAGAAAAGGCACGAUAAAAAACACCAAAUAUUAUUGUUUAAAUGUUAAUAAAAAAAUAUAUGAUUUAGUAAUAUAUAAUAAAAAAAAACAAACUAAUAUAAAUACAGAAAAAACUAAAUGAUGAAGGAGCAGCAAGUUUGUUUUUUUGUUUAAACUCUGUUUUGCUUUAAAUUGUUUUGGAAAACCAAUAUUUAGGUUUGAGUAAAUCAAAAAUAAAAAAAAUUAAAUAUUUUAGAAAUAAAUAAAAAAAAAAUAUGCAACCGGCUUUAAUUGGAAAAAAAAAUAUUUUUGAAUAAAUCUUCAAAAAUUCCUUUGAAAAUUGGAAUUUUGAUUUAAAAUGUUCUUCCUUAAAUUUUGAAUUUUCGUUAAAUGUUACAAGUUAAAAGUUCCCGUUAAAGAUUUCCAACUGGCUUUAAGUUAAAGUUCUAAGAUAAAAGUUCCGUUUCAUUUUUUAAUUCUUCCAAAAAUUUUUGAAUUUCUGUUAUAAAGCUAAAAAAAACCCUCGAGGUUUACAAGCUGCCCUUAAAAAUACAGAAUUUGUAGGAAAGUUCUAAAAGACCCCUUAAUAUUGUCAAAAUCUCGUUAUAAUUUAUUUUUUAUCAUAAUUUUGAAUUAUCCAUUUUUCACUACACCAUUAAAAAAAUCCCGAAUUAGAAAAACCUAUUUAAAUUUUUAGUCAAUCCAUUGUUAAAAAUAUUAGCCUUUUUACAACAACAAGAAAUUCAUUAUCUACUACAACUUCUACUACUACAACUAUAACAACUAUAUUUUAAAUUAGCCUAAACAAUAUAAAUUUUUAUUUUAACUAUGGCCUAUGUUAUCUAUGUGGUUAACGAAACGAA